Messenger RNA from Pseudopodoces humilis (Tibetan ground-tit), 1060 nucleotides. RefSeq names its product cytochrome c oxidase copper chaperone COX11 (gene COX11). Lineage: Eukaryota; Metazoa; Chordata; Aves; Passeriformes; Paridae. Gene Ontology annotation, cellular component: mitochondrial inner membrane. The record is from RefSeq and is a predicted model, not a curated record. Gene Ontology annotation, molecular function: copper ion binding.
AUGGCGCUGUGCGGGCGGGCCUGGGCGCGCUGUGCCCGCGGGCCGCGGCUCGGGCUCUGCGGGACCCGUGGCGUGCGGGGCUCCAACCCCUUCACCCGGCAGCAGGAGGAGGAGUGGCGGCGCCGGAACCGCUCGGCCGUGGGCUACAUCGCGGCGGCGGCCGUGGGCAUGGUGGGGCUGUCGUACGCGGCCGUGCCGCUCUACCGCCUCUACUGCCAGGCCACGGGGCUCGGCGGGACGGCGGGCACGGAGCGCGACGCGGAGCGGAUCGAGCGCAUGGAGCCCGUCCGGGACCGGCGCAUCAGGGUCACUUUUAACGCCGACACGCACGCCAGCAUCCAGUGGAACUUCAAACCGCAGCAGAGCGAGAUUUACGUGGUACCAGGAGAGACUGCACUGGCAUUUUAUAAAGCAAAAAAUCCUACCGACAAACCAAUAAUUGGGAUCUCCACCUACAACGUCGUCCCCUUUGAAGCAGGACAAUAUUUCAAUAAAAUACAAUGUUUUUGUUUUGAAGAACAGAGGCUAAAUCCUCAGGAGGAAGUGGACAUGCCUGUCUUUUUCUACAUUGACCCAGAGUUUGCAGAGGACCCUAAAAUGGCUAAAGUUGAUUUGAUCACACUCUCUUACACCUUCUUUGAAGCAAAGGAAGGACAGAAGUUGCCACUUCCUGGGUAUCAGUAACUACAAAAUGUGACUUCUGCUACAUCUGAGUGCCAGUUUUGAUGCCAUUUUUCCUUGGAAGAAAAAACUGCAGAAGUACUGUGCAGUAUGAAAUUAUAUUAAACCUCCAUGGGCAUACACUGUUAAGAAAGUAUAUGUAUAUAUAUAUUUUUUGGAAACCAAGAUAAUGUAUUCCCUAUUUCUUAGGGAUAGUGUUUCUUCAUCAGAGAGUGGAAGGGAACACACUGUUCCUGAAAUAAGAGAGGGUUUUCUCAGGCCAUCUUUUUGUAAGAUGUUAUCUGAAUACUGCAAGGCAAAUUUUUAAACCAACAUGUAAAUUAAACUCUUCAUUUAAAUACAGAAGAAAACAUCUGUUGAUUAAACAUCUAAAAUUCUA